GCUCAGACACAGCAGCUGCCGCUCACUCGCAGCCACACAGUCUGGAUGUGCCCCGGGCGGCAGCCUCUCAGCCUGCAGAUACCCCCCCCAGCUGCUGCCACACAUGGAGGAAGGGAUCCCCAGCUUGCAGGACAGGCAGCUGGAACCCAGGGAUUUUCUGGGAAUGGAGUACCCCCAUCUGUUCCUGUGCAAACCCAAGAGAGGUCUCAAACGUGAUGAGAGCAAGGAGACCUACAAACUGCCCCACCGGCUGAUCGAGAAGAAGCGGCGAGACCGGAUUAAUGAAUGUAUCGCUCAGCUGAAGGAUCUCCUUCCCGAACAUCUCAAACUGACAACUUUGGGGCACUUGGAAAAAGCCGUCGUUUUGGAGUUAACUUUGAAACACUUGAAAGGUCUGACGUCCCUGACUGAGCAGCAGCAUCAGAAAAUUAUGGCUUUGCAGAACGGGGAGCACGCCCUUAAGUCCCCCAUCCAGACGGAUUUGGAUGCUUUCCAUUCCGGGUUCCAGACCUGUGCCAAAGAAGUUCUGCAGUACCUGUCCCGGUUUGAAAGCUGGACCUCUAGAGACCAAAGAUGCACCCAGCUCCUGAAUCAUCUCCACACCGUGUCCAGCCAGAUCCUCUCCAGCUCUCAGCUUCUGCUUCAGUCCGUGCCCGGCGGCAAAGGCUCCUCGGCUUCUCCUGGCCGCGGGGGGCAGAAAGCGGAGAACCAGACCAACUGCGUUCCCGUCAUACAGAGGACGCACAACCUGGAGUUAAAUGAGAACGACACGGACACUGACAGCGGCUAUGGAGGCGAAGGGGAGAAGGCAGAGGGCAGGUCCGACGGACAAAGUAGCAGCGGGGUAAAAAGCCAAGGGGGCAACAGUCUGACCAUCAAACAAGAGCCAAUGGAGGAGCCAUCACCUAAAAGGUUUAAGCCGGAGUUUCCCGGUAGGGGGGUGACGGGUCCCAAUGCUGAACCUGCUGUCAGACCAGAUGCUGCUCUGCUGAACUCUCUGAUGGCAUUCGGGGGUGCCCCUUUUGGACAGCAAGCCCCUUUCUGUUUGCCCUUUUAUUUCAUCUCACCCUCGGCAGCUGCUGCGGCUGCCUACAUGCCCUUUUUAGACAAGGGCAGUUUGGAGAAAUACCUCUACCCAGCAGCGGCGGCGGCAGCGGCGGCCACCCCCAUCCCAUUACUGUACCCAGGGAUCCCCGGGCAGGCGUCAGGCACAUUCCCAUGUUUGUCCUCCGUGCUGUCUCCGGAGAAGAUGGCUGCCUGUUCCUCGGCCCUGUUACCUGAACUCCCUUCACCUCCCUUCCAAACUGGACCUGCCAUGGACAGGGGGCUGACCGAGGAGCUACGGGAACCUUUGGAAGGCCUUUUGCCACCUUCCAAGGAAAACUGACCGUUGGAAAGUACCCCCAUUACGCCGAAACUAAAACCAGAAUCGACUAUAAAAAAAAGCCUCGUAUUAUGUAGCAGGUUCUGAUGUAAAUGUAUCAACAUUAGGGUUUUAUACGGAUGGUAUUGUGACCCGUUUAUUUAUGCCUUGAAAAGAAUCACGGAACCACGUGCCUCAUGAUUAUCUAUCACUGAAUGUGUAGCGGCCGUAGAGUUAGCCAUGGUUUCCCCAUUGAUGUAGCCAUGGGUAUCCCAAAGAUGUAGCCAUGUUUAGCCCUAUCCAGGGGUAUCCAACAGAUCAAGCCAUGAAAUGGUGGGAAUGUUCUUUAUACUAAACAAAAAGGGCGUUCUAGAUCUAGCUCUAGACAGAGGUGGUAUGGAAAACUGAUGACUAUUUAAAGGGCAAGUAUGUCUCUUGAGGGGCGAUCACUGGCACGAGGCGACUAUACCAUGGUGGUUCCACCUGUACCGUGUCCGGCUCUUCUCCUCCUAGGUGGUGGUACGUUGCCAGUUAUAGUUUCACAGUAUCUGGAAGCCCACUAGGUAGCCACGGCUCGGGCGUGUCUCUUUGGCAUGGGUUUAUGUAUCUGCCCAGAAACCUCUCUUCUCCUCAGUCUCCAGGUACUUUUUUUUUUUUUUUCCGGUGGGAGGAGACACGGAACACGUAAUGGUGCCAGGUGAUACUGUCGGAUAAUCCUGUUACAUAAGAGGCGGAAUUGUGCUCCGUUUGGCACAGACGCUCGUUUGUACUGACUCUCGCCCAAAUGAGUUCACUGCAGCACAAUUAUGUAAUUGGCAGGUACCGGGCACCUCGUACAGUGACGUCUUGUAAGAGAAUCCACUCAGUGUUCUAGAGCCUAGAAUUAUCCGUGUCCCUUCCCCGUCUCACGUUGCCUGGCAGCUCUAUGGCCGGGGGGGGGUACUCUUAGCCUCGUGACUACCGUCUCUAUCUCAUGUUAAUGUUGGUCACCCGUCGAGUCAGGUUUUGCCCCAAGUUUCAGCCCCCCCGGGGGGGAGGUAUUUUUAUCUGAUUUUUUUUUUCAAACCUACCGAUCUUUCUCUCCAUCUACAGGAUAAAAGAAUGACGAUUGUUAUGUUUUUUUUAUAAACUUUUGUUGGAUCAAGACAAAAAAAAAAAAAAA
Messenger RNA from Xenopus tropicalis (tropical clawed frog), 2525 nucleotides. It is a transcript of the gene bhlhe41, whose product is annotated as basic helix-loop-helix family member e41. Lineage: Eukaryota; Metazoa; Chordata; Amphibia; Anura; Pipidae. Gene Ontology annotation, molecular function: protein dimerization activity; DNA binding. The transcript is spliced from 5 exons. The record is from RefSeq and is marked provisional. Gene Ontology annotation, biological process: negative regulation of transcription by RNA polymerase II; DNA-templated transcription; regulation of DNA-templated transcription. The coding region runs from base 104 to 1387 and encodes 427 amino acids. Gene Ontology annotation, cellular component: nucleus; cytoplasm.